Messenger RNA from Fusarium odoratissimum NRRL 54006, 2077 nucleotides. RefSeq names its product T-complex protein 1 subunit alpha. The coding region runs from base 181 to 1878 and encodes 565 amino acids. Gene Ontology annotation, molecular function: ATP binding; ATP-dependent protein folding chaperone; ATP hydrolysis activity. Lineage: Eukaryota; Fungi; Ascomycota; Sordariomycetes; Hypocreales; Nectriaceae. Gene Ontology annotation, cellular component: chaperonin-containing T-complex. The record is from RefSeq and is a predicted model, not a curated record. Gene Ontology annotation, biological process: protein folding. The transcript is spliced from 3 exons.
CCUAUUUCAGUCGGCGCCGGAAUAACGCCAACCUCCGACAAAAAAGUCCAGUCGAGGGGCACUGGAGCUUCACAGCUCAGGUUCUGUCUGCGUACGGUAGCCUGCUGGUAGAAUUUCCUGACUCCAUCCCCACGUUGACGAAGCCGCCUUUUACCGUCAACGUUACCAAUAGCUGCAACUAUGGCUUCCAUGUUCGAGCAGCCCCGAAACGGCACCCUUUUCUUGGGUGGCCAGAAGAUCUCAGGUUCUGAUAUUAGAGACCAGAAUGUUCUCGCUACACAGGCAAUCGCAAAUGUUGUCAAGAGUUCUUUCGGUCCCAGCGGCCUCGACAAGAUGAUGGUGGACGAUAUCGGUGAUGUUACUGUUACCAACGACGGUGCCACCAUUCUCAGCCUCCUCGACGUCGAGCACCCCGCCGGCAAGAUUCUCGUUGACCUUGCGCAACAACAAGAUAAGGAAGUCGGUGACGGUACCACCUCUGUCGUUCUGAUCGCUGCCGAGUUGCUACGUCGCGGAAACGAACUCAUGAAGAACCGGAUACACCCUACCACUAUCAUUACAGGAUACCGACUUGCCCUGCGAGAGGCUAUCAAGUACCUCAACGAGAAUGUUAGCAUCAAGGUUGACGACCUCGGCCGCGAAUCCCUCCUUAGCAUUGCCAAGACCUCCAUGUCCAGCAAGAUUAUUGGAGCCGACUCGGAUUUCUUCGCCGACAUGGUUGUAGAUGCCAUGCAGGCUGUCAAGUCUACAAACAACCGAAACGAGACAAAGUACCCUGUCAAGGCUGUCAACAUCCUCAAGGCCCACGGAAAGAGCACACUCGAGUCUGUCCUGGUUAAGGGAUACGCCUUGAACUGCACUGUCGCUUCGCAAGCCAUGCCCACGCGGAUCCAGGAUGCCAAGAUUGCUGUUUUGGACAUGAACCUGCAAAAGGAGCGCAUGAAGCUUGGUGUUCAGAUCACUGUUGACGACCCUCAACAGCUUGAGCAGAUCCGAGCCCGUGAGUCCGGCAUGAUCCUCGAGCGAGUGGAGAUGAUCCUUAAGGCUGGUGCCAACGUCAUUCUCACAACAAAGGGUAUUGACGACCUGGUGCUCAAGACUUUUGUUGAGAAGGGUGCCAUGGGUGUGCGAAGAUGUAAGAAGGAGGAUCUUCGACGAAUUGCCCGAGCAACCGGUGCCACCAUGCUCAGCACACUUUCUGACCUUAACGGUGACGAGAAGUUCGACCCCUCUUAUCUAGGAUACGCCGAGGAGGUCGUCCAGGAGCGCAUUUCUGACGAUGAGUGCAUUCUGGUCAAGGGAACCAAGGCCCACUCAUCUGCUUCUUGCAUUCUCCGUGGACCUAACGACUUCACCCUCGACGAGAUGGAGCGAUCAGUCCACGACUCACUGUGCGCUGUUAAGCGAACUCUCGAGAGUGGCAGCAUCGUUCCCGGUGGUGGUGCCGUUGAGACCGCCCUCCACAUCUACCUCGAGGAGUUCGCCGGUACCGUCGGCUCCCGAGAACAACUCGCCAUUGGCGAGUUUGCUCAGUCUCUUCUUGUUAUUCCUAAGACCCUGGCGGUCAACGCUGCCAAGGACGCCGCAGAGCUCACUGCCCAGCUUCGAUCAAGGCACGCUCUGUCACAGCGCAUUGCUGAGGGUGACGGCAGCGAGGAUGAGAAGACCAUUGCCAAGAAGAAGGGUUAUAAGAACUACGGUCUUGACCUCGCCAAGGGCAAGGUUGUUGACGAGAUUAAGAUGGGUGUGCUUGAGCCCAGUCUCAGCAAGGUCCGACAGCUCAAGAGUGCCGUUGAGGCCUGCAUCAGCAUCAUGCGUAUCGACACCCUGAUCAAGUUGGACCCUGAGCAGAGGGAGGAUGAUGGGCAUGGCCAUUAAGAUGAAAUGUAAUGAGUUCGGAUUGUCAGGUAUAGAAUCAAAAGCUUGGGUGUCCGUUCAUGACUGAAUGUUUUAUACCCAUGAUGUGUGAUAUCAGGCCUCGUUAUAGUACAGGGUGCAUAUAAAUGUACUGAUCUGUAGAUUCAACUAGAUAAAAGUGAUUCCAGCUUGUCAAGUCUGUUGGAAACUCUGUUUUUGC